AUGACUGCAUUAGCAGUUAUUGCAAAAUUUUGGCAAGAGUAUACGAAAACUACACCAAAAAAGCUUAAAAUAAUAGAUGCUUAUCUACUUUAUGUGUUUUUAACGGGUGUUAUACAAUUCAUAUAUUGUUGUUUGGUCGGCACGUUCCCUUUCAAUAGUUUUCUUAGUGGAUUUAUUUCCUGUGUGUCAUGCUUUGUUCUUGGAGUUUGCUUACGACUACAAGUGAAUCCCCAAAACAAAAAUCAAUUUCAUGGAAUAAGUCCAGAGAGAGGAUUUGCAGAUUUUAUUUUUGCACAUGUAAUUUUACAUCUUGUUGUUAUGAAUUUCAUUGGUUGAAAAUGAAAAAUAAAAUUUGAUUUGUAAAAUUUUAUAAUAAACUAUUAAGAUUAUUAUUA
Messenger RNA from Apis cerana (Asiatic honeybee), 395 nucleotides. It is a transcript of the gene Dad1, whose product is annotated as dolichyl-diphosphooligosaccharide--protein glycosyltransferase subunit. Lineage: Eukaryota; Metazoa; Arthropoda; Insecta; Hymenoptera; Apidae. Gene Ontology annotation, cellular component: membrane; oligosaccharyltransferase complex. Gene Ontology annotation, biological process: protein N-linked glycosylation. The record is from RefSeq and is a predicted model, not a curated record.